AGAUGGCGGUUUUCCUUUUCUCAUCAUGUGUCUCUGCGGCUCGGGGAAGCCGCGGGAGGAGGCUGGGUGUGUGAGCAGGACCGGGGCGGGCAGCUGGCAUGGCUCCCCCUGGCUGGGCAGGGCAGUCGCGUUGCCCUCAGCCGGUUGCGUUUCUCUGUCUCCUCAGCGGUCAUGUUUCCAAAGUUACAUCCUUACGGUUUUACUUAAAGUUUGUUGGAAACCAGUAUUGGCAGAAAGCACUCUUCUGGAGCAGCUGGUCAUGGUGGAACUGUCAGGAAUUAUCGAUUCAGACUUCUUAGAAAAAUGUGAAAACAAAUGCAAGAUUUUGGGAAUAGAGACAGAGAGGCCCAUUUUACAAGUGGACAGAUACGUCUUUGCAGGGGAAUACGAAGAUGCCUUGGGAACCUGCGUGGUCUUUGAAGAAAACACAGAGCAUGGUAAUUGUUACGAUUUGAUGUCCUGUUUGCUGUGGCAGCCUGUGAAAUUAAAAAAUAAUUUCAUCUUGUUUCAGCUGAUAGUGGAAUUCGCUAUAAUGAUUGGGCUUUGGGUAUUGUUUUUCUCUCCUCUUUUCAUAGUAGAUGCAGAAGGCAACCAAAAAGUACAGCUCAAGUACAAGUGCCAUACAAUGAAGAAGUUGAAUAUGACACGGACACUUCUGACAGAGAAGAAGGAAGGAGAAGAGAAUGUUGAUGGUGUGGAGUGGUUACAGAUCAAGGACAGAGACUUCUCCUACAGCAGGCCUAAUAUGAUUUGUAGCUUUCUGCACGAAAAGGAAGAUUCUGAUGAAUCAGCUCAGGCCCAAGACAAACUAGCUGAAGAGUCAGAGGGAGAGGUGAGUGACAAAGGAAAUUCUGACACGAACUGUGAUCAGGCUCAAGACAAACCAGCUGAAGAGUCAGAGGGAGAGGUGAGUGACAAAGGAAAUUCUGACACGAACUGCGAUCUGGAAAAGCAGCACGGCUUGGAAGUAGAUGCCUCUCCUCUUCCUCUGCCUCAUAGUCCAGCUCCUGAGGCAGAGGGUUCUCCUUCUGGAAGUGUUGCCUUAGAUGAUACCCCUCCGUGAUGUCAGCUCUCGUCUCUUCAGGAUUUCUUCGUGGAAUUAAACGGGCCAGCUUUUAAAGACCAAAUGUAUAGGCUAGGACAUGAUUUCCAAUUUAUCUGAGCAAUUAGCAUGGGGAAAAACUGACAUGUUCUUGUGCAUUCCUUUUGUGUUUGGAGUUGAGUGGGGAGGGGUGUAGUGCUUUGUUUUUAAAUGCCAAUUGGAAAUGUGUGCAUCUCUACCUCAAAUUGAAGAAGAGGAAACAGCUACAUAAUUAAAAAAUGCCUUUGAAAAACAUUGAUAUAUCGUAUGGUUUGGGAUGCUUUGUAAAAAGGGGAAAAAAACAUUGCUGAAAGUCCUGAAACUCAGGUAUAGCCUCACCUUGUGUGUAAUAUUCAGCUGCCUACUGUGUCUGUUCUUGUACUGCACUGACUGAAAGAAAAAUUCAAAUAAAGGUGGCUUUCGUAAGGUUUGAUACAAUCAC
Molecule: messenger RNA, 1523 nt
Organism: Cygnus atratus (black swan)
Lineage: Eukaryota; Metazoa; Chordata; Aves; Anseriformes; Anatidae
Gene: GTF3C6
Product: general transcription factor IIIC subunit 6
Exons: 5
Coding region: 26-1063 (345 amino acids)
Biological process (GO): transcription by RNA polymerase III
Cellular component (GO): transcription factor TFIIIC complex
Source: RefSeq, a predicted model, not a curated record